CCCGCCGCCGCGCCCGCUCCCCGCGCCGCCGCGCUCCUCGCCCCGCGCCUGCCCCCAGGAUGGUCCGUCCCAGGCACCAGCCCGGCGGGCUCUGCCUCCUGCUGCUGCUGCUCUGCCAGUUCAUGGAGGAUCGCAGUGCGCAGGCUGGGAACUGCUGGCUCCGCCAAGCAAAGAACGGCCGCUGCCAGGUCCUGUACAAGACAGAAUUGACCAAGGAGGAGUGCUGCAGCACCGGCCGCCUGAGCACCUCAUGGACCGAAGAGGACGUAAAUGACAACACGCUCUUCAAGUGGAUGAUUUUCAAUGGGGGCGCCCCCAACUGCAUCCCCUGUAAAGAAACGUGCGAGAACGUGGACUGUGGGCCCGGGAAAAAAUGCCGAAUGAACAAGAAGAACAAACCCCGCUGCGUCUGUGCCCCAGAUUGUUCUAACAUCACCUGGAAAGGCCCAGUCUGUGGGCUGGACGGAAAAACCUACCGCAACGAAUGUGCACUCCUCAAGGCCAGAUGUAAAGAGCAGCCGGAACUGGAAGUCCAGUACCAGGGCAAAUGUAAAAAGACCUGUCGGGAUGUUUUCUGUCCAGGCAGCUCCACAUGCGUGGUGGACCAGACUAAUAAUGCCUACUGUGUGACAUGUAACCGCAUUUGCCCAGAGCCCACCUCCUCUGAACAGUAUCUCUGUGGGAAUGAUGGAGUAACCUAUUCCAGUGCCUGUCACCUGAGAAAGGCUACCUGCCUACUGGGCAGGUCUAUUGGAUUGGCCUAUGAGGGAAAGUGUAUCAAAGCAAAGUCCUGUGAGGAUAUCCAGUGCACUGGUGGAAAAAAGUGUUUAUGGGAUUUCAAGGUUGGCAGAGGCCGGUGUUCCCUCUGCGAUGAGCUGUGCCCUGAGAGUAAGUCUGAGGAGCCUGUCUGUGCCAGUGACAAUGCCACCUACGCCAGUGAGUGUGCCAUGAAGGAAGCGGCCUGCUCUUCAGGCGUGCUGCUGGAAGUGAAGCACUCCGGAUCUUGCAACUCCAUUUCGGAAGACACCGAGGAAGAGGAGGAAGAUGAAGACCAGGACUACAGCUUUCCUAUAUCUUCCAUUCUAGAGUGGUAAACCCUCCACCAAUGUUCAGUGUUGACAUAGCCUUUGGGCAAAAAAAAAAAAAAAGAAAGAAAAAGAAAAAGAAAAAAUAUAUUGUCCAUACUGUAAAUAAGUGUAUGCUUAUUUAUUUGGGGGGAAAACUAUACAUAAAGGACAUUUGUCCUAAAGCUCUCUCCCAGGCCACCUUGUUACUCACUGGACCCGGAGAGGCAGUCAUUGUGAGGUCUACUGGAUGAGGCCCAUAGUUGAGACUUGUAGACAUUUAUUUAUACUGUGUCAUGUUUUAUAAUUUAUACAUAAAAUGUCUGGUUGACUGUACACCUUGUUUUUGAAGAAAUUUAUUCGUGAAAGGAAGAGCAGUUGUUAUUUAUUGUGAGGUCUCUUGCUUGUAAAGUAAAAGCUUUUUUUUUUCCUUGUAAACCAUUUAAGUCCAUUCCUUACUAUUCACUCACUCAUCUGUCUCCCUUCAUUUCACUGUUGUUAGACUCUUUUCCAUUAUAACAAACUUGCAUGUCAGUUUCUGUCAUGUUUAUUUAUUGGAUUCUCUGCUGCCUGUUCUGUACAUACAUGAUCCCUCGGGUUUUGUUUACAAGGAAUCUUGACUGACCAAAAGGCAUUAUAACUCUGACUCACAUAGAAGGUACACAGGAUACAUCUUUGAGGAAAUUCCUACUUCCGUUCUCUUUUGUGAUGAAGACAUUUGUGAGAGGGGCUGAUAGCAAUGUUGGGUUUCUAAUAAUGUACUUUUAAGAUGUUACAGAUCCAAAGAAAUUGAAUGAUAUGGGUGUCAGGAGCCUGAAGGAAGGGGAAUGCUACACAUUCGACCUUUUGUUAGGUGUUUCCUUUAAGCUAGUCUGCUGUACCUUUUAAAUUAGUCCUUUUCACCCAAUGUGUCAUGAAAAGUUAUAUCAAAGCUUUAUCAGUUCAAGUUUCUUGCUUUUCAUAAUACUUUUUUCUGAUGCAAUUUUAUAUUUUCAAACAU
Mesoplodon densirostris (Blainville's beaked whale) is the source of this 2064-nucleotide messenger RNA. It is a transcript of the gene FST, whose product is annotated as follistatin. The record is from RefSeq and is a predicted model, not a curated record. The transcript has 6 exons. Gene Ontology annotation, molecular function: activin binding; protein binding. Bases 60 to 1094 code for a protein of 344 amino acids. Gene Ontology annotation, biological process: multicellular organism development; regulation of BMP signaling pathway; negative regulation of activin receptor signaling pathway. NCBI's taxonomy places the organism in Eukaryota, Metazoa, Chordata, Mammalia, Artiodactyla, Ziphiidae.